AUGGUGUUAUUUGACUCUGGUGCUACACACUCAUUCAUUGCUGAGGAGUGUGUGAAAAAGUUAGGAUUGCUAACUGCUGAUUUACCAUUCGAUUUGGUGGUGACGACCCCUGCCGCAGAUCGAUUAGUUACGCGCACGGCAUGCUUGCAAUGCCCGUUGAUUUAUGAGGAUCGGAAGUUCUUUGCGAACCUCGUCUGUUUGGGGCUUAAAGAGCUCGAUGUGAUUCUGGGGAUGGACUGGUUGGCACAAUAUCACGUUCUGUUGGAUUGUGCUAAUAAGGCCGUAGUAUUUCCGGAUUCUGGCGUUACGGAUUACUUGAAUUCGUACAACUUGGGAAAGGGUUCACCAGCAUUUGUAAACUCUAUCGUAGCUGAGGCGAAGAACGACGGCGACGUACGCAACAUUUUGGUGGUGUAA
Messenger RNA from Lotus japonicus, 417 nucleotides. RefSeq lists its product as uncharacterized. The coding region runs from base 1 to 417 and encodes 138 amino acids. The record is from RefSeq and is a predicted model, not a curated record. The transcript has a single exon. NCBI's taxonomy places the organism in Eukaryota, Viridiplantae, Streptophyta, Magnoliopsida, Fabales, Fabaceae.